GUGAAUCUGCAAAAUAAUAACACAACACAUGGAGAAGAUAUGAAGAGGAAUCACAAUCGCAUGAGCGAAAUUUUCAGAGUGGUCACCACGCUUGAUCAGCAUCAGCUAGAUGACGUAAGAUACGUGAAUGCGGCCAUUGCGACAACAACUGACAGCAACGCGAGUGGCGAGACUGGCGAGACGCACGUUUGCGAGGAUCCGGCUCAUCCGGUUGCCGUCGUCGUCGUCGUCCUCGUCGUCAUCAAAUCUGAGGGCGUCAAUGGACGUCCGGAUGCGAAUUUGAAGUUGCUAUAUGGUGACAACAUGUGCGUUGGUCCGUUGAAGAAAUUAUGCCAUUGGGGACCGCUCUCCUCACUCGCAAUGAUAAAGUUCAUCACGUUGAUGACGAUACACUGUAGUAGACAAUGGUGGCCACCACAAGACAGUAUCCUAGCAGCUGCCAGUUUCUUACUAUUCUUUAUUCUCAGUGGAUUGACUCUCUUCCAUUUUAUCAGCGCGAUUGUUGAAGGACCCGGAUAUCUCACAUUAAAAUGGAUGCCAGAGAAAGCUACAGAUAUACAAUAUCUGCAAUACUGUAUUGUCUGUCAAGGUUACAAGGCACCGAGAUCACAUCAUUGUAGAAAAUGUAAUCGUUGCGUGAUGAAAAUGGAUCAUCACUGUCCAUGGAUAAAUACAUGCGUUGGACAUUAUAAUCACGGACAUUUCACAGCGUUUUUGGCAAGCGCAAUCGGCGGUUGUUCCGUCUCUUUCAUUAUAUUAACUUCCUGGAUAACAACCGUAUUAUCACUGAAACCUUUGCCAUUCCCACCACCAGAGUUCUAUACAAUAAUAUUAGUUGUAUUUAGUAUUGGUGCAUCAGUUGGCGUUGUACUUGCAGUAGGAAUGUUAUUAAGUGUCCAGAUAUUAGCCAUCUUGAGAAAUCGAACAGAAAUAGAAGAUUGGAUUCUGCAGAAGUCCCAAUGUUGGCGAAAUGAUACAGAUGCCAAAUAUAUACAUCCAUAUUCAAAAGGAUGGCUUUUCAAUAUUAGUCAAGUUCUUACAUGGGAUUGUACUCCCGUCGGCGAUGGUAUUACGUGGCCAGUUAUUGAUGGCUGUGAUCAAUAUACAUUAACGAGAGAACAGCUUGCUCAAAAAUUAGAUAAACGGAAAAAAGCACGCAUAUAUAGGAUUGUAAAAGCUGCAUCAGGAUCUAAAUUUCCAAUUGGACAUGGUUUUGGCGUAUUUUUUCAUCCACUUUGUACUGAUGAAUCUCGCAUUAAGUUGGAUGUAAAUGAUAUUGUAAUUGUAACACGUUGGAAGAAAUAUUGGUUAUUUGGACGAAAAGAACAGAAGGAAGAAGAAGAUGGAAAAUCGAAAUGUAUAAGGGGAUGGUUUCCACGGCCCUGUGCGGUGGAAGUAAUAGAAAAAUCUGUACGGCUUGGAUAAUUUGUCCAAAAUAAUUUAUUAAUUUUAGAAAAUUUAUGUGACAACAUUUGUGAAGAUUUAAGAAACAAUUUAUAAUAAUUUUGCAUUUUUUAAUAGUAAAAGCUGAGAAGAAUAAGAUAGAAGAACAUUACACUCCAUACCUAUUUGUGUUCAAAUUAAUAUAUUUUUCUUGUAUUUAUACCUCAAACCAAUCAAUAGAUUAAGAU
This is a messenger RNA of Acromyrmex echinatior (Panamanian leafcutter ant), 1631 nucleotides long. Its product is annotated as palmitoyltransferase ZDHHC6. Gene Ontology annotation, molecular function: palmitoyltransferase activity. The record is from RefSeq and is a predicted model, not a curated record. NCBI's taxonomy places the organism in Eukaryota, Metazoa, Arthropoda, Insecta, Hymenoptera, Formicidae.